This is a messenger RNA of Spinacia oleracea (spinach), 1268 nucleotides long. RefSeq lists its product as uncharacterized. Bases 576 to 1091 code for a protein of 171 amino acids. NCBI's taxonomy places the organism in Eukaryota, Viridiplantae, Streptophyta, Magnoliopsida, Caryophyllales, Amaranthaceae. The record is from RefSeq and is a predicted model, not a curated record. The transcript is spliced from 6 exons.
UCUUUAUAAAGUGUACGUCCGAUUAAAAAACUGAAGGGGUAUCGGUGUUUGGUAUUUCUGUAUGCUUUGAAGCCAAAUUAGGAUUGAAUGGAAAGGAUGAACACAUCAAUUGUUUAUUGUAUAAUUUUGAUUGUUUAUUUUUGUUUGUUUCAUCCCAAAUAUUUCUUGAAUUCCUGAAAGACCUAAUUUGUUUUUUUUUUUUUUUAAUUUAAUGGUGGUCCUGUCCCUGAGAAAACAGCCACGGAGGAGGAUGAUGGUGAAAAGAUUGUCCCUGAGAAAACAGUCAUGGAGGAGUAUGGUAAUGGUGGUCAAAAGAUUGUCCCUGAGAAGGCUGUUUAUGUUGAUCCUUCAAGCCGUUGUUCAUCGAGUUUCAACUCAGACAAGAGUUCCUAUGAAUUGUUGUACGAAGAUAUUUUGAGAAGGGCUCGUAACGUACUCGUGCUUGCCAGACAAAGAGUGAAGACAAGACAGGGGAUUUCAUUCAGGAAGAAAAAUGGAGCUCUUGGGCUAACAAAGCCCUUUAAUAUUAUAAUUCCAAGCAGAAUGCCAAGUUCAGGCUUGUGAAGGUCGCAGCAAUGGUGCAAAAUGCUGUGAUGCCGAAAGCGAAGGUUCAUAUUAAUUUUGUGGCUAAAUCAGAUGAUGAUGAUUCCUUCCAACUCUUUUUCUCAGAAAUGUAUGUCCCGUGGAAUAAAGGACUUGAAACUGACAAACAAGGGUGUUGUAUCUUGGAGCUGGUUGAUUCAGGGAAUCCAAAUUCUAGUAUGUGUCAAUUAUGCUGGUAUCCUGGAUGUACAUUAAUGCAUCCUACACCUGGAUACGGUUUUCGCUCUGCCAGUGGAGAUCCGUUUACUGAUUUGGAGUCUCGCUUUCCUCCGCAAGUGACGCUUUUCUCAAGCAGAUUAUUGCCCAUGCCACUGCUUCCUGAUCCUAGGAUUGAGCUGAUUCCUGAUGCCAAGAAAGUCCUAGAACAGUAUAAUUCCAAUAAGCAUUCUAACUUCAAGUUUAAGGAGGUGACAGCGGUGAAAACGACUCACCCUUGGCAAUAUGCUAUUCAUAUGAAUUUUGUUAUGAAUUCUAGAGUUACUAGCUAGAAUUCUUGUAACAUAAUGUAACCUAAGAAUUGACUAAGACUUGAUGUAAGAAAUUGAUGUAAGAAUUAAUGUUGUCCAUUAUGGUUUUUAGGAGUUUCGGUAAGUUAAGUUUCCUAUUCUUUGUAUAAAUAGUUGUACAUAUUGUAAUACAAGGAUAUACUUUUCUCCUCAUAUUUA